AUGGCAACAGCAGCUGGAGCUAUCGGAUGGACCGUUGCACAGUGGCAGACCGACAAAAGUAGCAGUCAGGUUCAUCUUGGCAAUUCCGGCUCUGUUGGGGGCGAGGAGCGGUUUGCGACGGCGAUCGACGAGAUCGUAUCGGAGCUUGGAAAACAAGACGUUAUCUCUACGGACGAUGAAGACCUCAAGACUCAUGGGUACUCUGAAUGGUCAACGGUCAACCCCGACACGCUGCCUGUGGCCGUCGCCUACCCACGAAGCACGGAGGACGUCGCAGCCAUCGCCAGGAUCUGCCACAAGCACCGCGUGCCGCUGAUCCCCUUCUCCGGGGGCACGAGCCUUGAGGGCAACUUUUCCGCGCCCUACGGCGGCGUCAGCGUCGACUUUGCGUUCAUGGACCGCAUCCUCCAGUUCAACAAGGACGACAUGGACGUCGUCGUGCAGCCGAGCAUCGGCUGGCAGGACCUGAACCAGAAGCUGGCCGACAUGGACGCAGGGCUCUUCUUCCCGGUGGACCCCGGCCCGACGGCCAAGAUUGGCGGCAUGAUCGGGACCAACUGCUCGGGGACGAACGCGGUCCGGUACGGCACGAUGAAGGACUGGGUCAUCAAUCUGACGGUGGUGUUGGCGGACGGACGGGUCAUCAAGACACGCAGGAGACCGCGCAAAUCUUCUGCUGGGUAUAACCUGAACGGCCUCUUUGUUGGCUCUGAAGGAACUCUAGGAAUCGUGACUGAAGCCGUGAUCCCCGAGAUGUACUCUGUGGGCGUCGUCUCGUUUCCGACAAUCCGCGCGGCCGCAACCGCAGCUGCCGGGGUCAUGCGGGCCGGCGUCCCGGUCGCGUGCCUCGAGAUCAUGGACGACGUGCAGAUGCGCGUCGUCAACUUGAGCGGCAGCACAGCUCCACGAACGUGGAAAGAGCUGCCCACGCUCUUCUUCAAGUUCUCCGGGUCCAAGGCGAGCGUCGCCGAGAACACCGCCACGGUGCAGGCCAUCACGUCGCGAAACGGCGGCCAAGACUUUGAGUUUGCCAAGGACGAGCGGGAGCAGAAGCUGCUGUGGUCGGCCAGAAAAGAGUCGCUGUGGUCGAUGCUUGCCUUACGAAAGACGGGUCAGGAUGUUUGGAGCACCGACGUUGCCGUGCCACUCAGCCGCCUCGCCGACCUGAUCGAGGUGAGCAAGCAGGAGAUGGACAGCCUGGGCAUGUUUGCGAGCAUCCUGGGCCACGUUGGCGACGGCAACUUUCACGAGAGCAUCAUGUACGACCGGGGCAACCCGGAGGAGCGCGAGCGGGUGGCGCGGUGCGUGCACAACAUGGUGAACCGGGCGCUCAACAUGGAGGGCACGUGUACAGGCGAGCACUCGGUCGGCUGGGGCAAGAAGGAGAGCCUCGUCAAGGAGGUCGGACAGGAGACGGUGGACGUGAUGGCGGCGAUCAAGAAGUCGUUGGAUCCGCGAUGGAUAUUGAACCCGGGCAAGAUCAUGGACGUGCCGUGGCUGCCCAAAGAGACGCACGCGACGAAGGCGGAUGUGGCGGUUACGCCUAUUCGGAGGUUGGCGAAGCAGGAGGUUUCGGAGUAG
Molecule: messenger RNA, 1581 nt
Organism: Cordyceps fumosorosea ARSEF 2679
Lineage: Eukaryota; Fungi; Ascomycota; Sordariomycetes; Hypocreales; Cordycipitaceae
Product: D-lactate dehydrogenase
Exons: 4
Coding region: 1-1581 (526 amino acids)
Biological process (GO): lactate catabolic process
Cellular component (GO): mitochondrion
Molecular function (GO): FAD binding; D-lactate dehydrogenase (cytochrome) activity; D-lactate dehydrogenase (NAD+) activity
Source: RefSeq, a predicted model, not a curated record